Messenger RNA from Peromyscus eremicus (cactus mouse), 1283 nucleotides. RefSeq names its product heterogeneous nuclear ribonucleoprotein A0 (gene Hnrnpa0). The transcript has a single exon. The coding region runs from base 345 to 1247 and encodes 300 amino acids. Gene Ontology annotation, molecular function: RNA binding. Lineage: Eukaryota; Metazoa; Chordata; Mammalia; Rodentia; Cricetidae. The record is from RefSeq and is a predicted model, not a curated record.
UGCGGCGCGGUGGGCGGGACUAAGGCGGGCGUGGAGGCGAUUGGCCGGCGGCCCGACGCCGCUCGUGACGCACCGCGCGGGGAGGGUGCGCGCGCCUUCAGCGGCCUCUUUGUGUGGUGCCCUGAUAGGGGAGCGGAGGUGGCGGCCGCGGCUGCCCUGGUGGGGUUCCAGCGUCCUCGGCUCGCCCUCGGGCCGGCAGCGCGCCCCUUCCCGCCCCCUCCCGCCCCUUCCCCGCCGGCGGCGGCGGCGGCCGGGCCCGGGCUCCGGCGAGGCCUCGGCGACCGCUAACGGCGACGGCGACGCGGCGGAGCGCGCAGGGCGGGGGCAGGGCCCGGGUGGCCGACAUGGAGAACUCGCAGCUCUGUAAGCUGUUCAUCGGCGGCCUGAACGUGCAGACGAGCGAGUCGGGGCUGCGCGGCCACUUCGAGGCCUUCGGGACGCUGACGGACUGCGUGGUGGUGGUGAACCCCCAGACGAAGCGCUCCCGCUGCUUCGGCUUCGUGACCUACUCGAACGUGGAGGAGGCGGACGCCGCCAUGGCCGCGUCGCCGCACGCGGUGGACGGCAACACGGUGGAGCUGAAGCGCGCCGUGUCGCGGGAGGAUUCGGCGCGGCCGGGCGCGCACGCCAAGGUGAAGAAGCUGUUCGUGGGCGGCCUCAAGGGCGACGUGGCGGAGGGCGACCUCAUCGAGCACUUCUCGCAGUUCGGCGCGGUGGAGAAGGCGGAGAUCAUCGCCGACAAGCAGUCGGGCAAGAAGCGCGGCUUCGGCUUCGUCUACUUCCAGAGCCACGACGCGGCCGACAAGGCGGCGGUGGUCAAGUUCCACCCGAUCCAGGGCCACCGCGUGGAGGUGAAGAAGGCGGUGCCCAAGGAGGAUAUCCACGCGGGCGGCGGGGGCGCGCGGGCGGCUCGGGGCGGGCGCGGCGGCGGCCGGGGCCGCGGCGGAGGCGGCGGCCGCGACCAGAACGGGCUGGCCAAGGGCGGCGGCGGCGGCGGCUACAACAGCUACGGCGGUUACGGGGGCUACGGCGCCUACGGGGGCGGCGGCGGCGGCGGCUCGUACGGCGGCAGCGACUACGGCAACGGCUUCGGCGGCUUCGGCAGCUACAGCCAGCACCAGUCCUCGUACGGGCCGAUGAAGAGCGGCGGCGGCGGCGGCGGCGGCGGCAGCUGGGGCGGCCGCAGCAACAGUGGACCGUACAGAGGCGGCUACGGCGGCGGCGGCUACGGCGGAGGCUCGUUCUAGAAGCCGGGUUCCGGAUGCCAGGCGGCGGCGGCGGCG